Molecule: messenger RNA, 896 nt
Organism: Lobosporangium transversale
Lineage: Eukaryota; Fungi; Mortierellomycota; Mortierellomycetes; Mortierellales; Mortierellaceae
Product: mitochondrial 18 KDa protein-domain-containing protein
Exons: 4
Coding region: 78-752 (224 amino acids)
Biological process (GO): mitochondrial fission
Cellular component (GO): mitochondrion
Source: RefSeq, a predicted model, not a curated record
GUCCUCUUUCAUUCUUUCGCAUCAUUUAUUCCAGAGAUUCAUUCAACACUACUAAAUCUCAAAGCAUACAAUACAUCAUGUCUACUACAGGAUCAACACCACCUGACGCACCUGUCGUUUCAAAGAUUACUGAUGAAAUCAAGAAGGAGGUUAAGGAAGAAGUUAAAGAGCUGGAGCGAGGUGAAAUCGAUACUGUCGAGACUCCUGCUCGUUACCUCGCUUACCUUGGACGUUAUAGAAACCUCUUCAUCGCCUCCUCUCGCUACCUUGCUUAUUCUUCUGAUGUUGGCGAAGCAUUCCGCCCUGUUACUUCGCCAUUCUUUGUGAAUGCCAUGUAUGGAGUUUCCUUCGCAUAUGUUGGAUUCGAUGUUGCGUAUGAAGGAUAUAAGGCCAAAAUUGCUGGGGCACCGACGGAUGUUGUUGGAAUGACGGUUUUGAAGCGUGGUAUUUUCCAGGGACUUGCAAGUUUACUCAUGCCCGCAAUCACUAUUCACACUGUUGUCCAUCAAUCUGCAAGACUCUUCAAGAACAGCGCUAACAUUACGCUUAAGAAAUGGGGACCCACGGCUAUUGGUCUUUGUGUCGUUCCUGCAUUGCCCAUCAUGUUUGACCACCCUAUUGAGACCGCUGUCGACAAAGUCUUUGAGAAGCUGGAGGGUGGUGGCGGAAAGACAUUACCUAUGAAUCCAAUCGAGAAGGAGAAGGUUUUGGAAGCUGUUGUCAAUAAGGAGAACAAGGAAAAGGUUGAGUAAAGGAAAAACUCUUUCCCUUGGUUUUAACACAGCUAUGAUCCAUGAUAAUAUCAUAAUAUCGACAUACAUUUAUUGCAUUUAUCCAUCCAUUGAUUAAAGGAUUUCAUAGAACAAACGCAACAAGCAAAACAGAAGCCUUAUCAA